Molecule: messenger RNA, 1802 nt
Organism: Haliotis rubra (blacklip abalone)
Lineage: Eukaryota; Metazoa; Mollusca; Gastropoda; Lepetellida; Haliotidae
Product: aplysianin-A-like
Exons: 8
Coding region: 128-1231 (367 amino acids)
Biological process (GO): amino acid catabolic process
Molecular function (GO): L-amino-acid oxidase activity; polyamine oxidase activity
Source: RefSeq, a predicted model, not a curated record
CCUCAUGGAGACAGGUAGGAAAGCGAACUGAUGUUCUUCAUUGUAUAAUCUUUCUGAGUUAGAUGGUUAAACUGCAUUAGAAGAUACCUGGUGAAGCGCUGGUUCAGUGAGAGGGCACACAUACAAGAUGACCUUUUUGUUGUUUAUUUUUCUCCUGCCACACGUCACCUGUACCUGGCCUGGGUUAUGGCCCGAGCACAACCAUGAAGAUGACUGUCUCGAUGUUGCGAUCAUCGGUGCAGGUAUCGGCGGCACAUACACAGGCUACCGUCUACGAAACAGAGGACUGAAACUAGCCAUAUUUGAGUACUCUGACAGGAUUGGAGGUCGCAUGUUCACAGCUCAGAUCCCAACUGUUCCUGGCACGACUGUGGACUUCGGGGCGAUGAGGUUGAAUCCCAAGGAACACACAUUUCUUGUGCGUACUGCAAGACAGCUUGGACUCAAUAUUGUUGACUUUCCUUUGAACUACGGCAACCGUAACGAGACUAUAUACUAUCUCCGUGGGCGUCAUCUUCUGCCGGAUGAACUUGGAGGACCAAAGACUCCAUACAACCUGAGGCCCAGCGAGAGACUCAGCCCGGGUGACCUUCUGUGGAAGUUAUAUACAGAAAACACCAACAUGAGCGGUUUGGCCUACCCCUCAGAGUCGGAGAUAUACACAAUAUACACAAGAGACGGGUACCCACUGUACACUAUGAGCAUGGACAACUUCCUGAGUCGCUACGCCAGCAGAGAAGCCUACAGCUAUUUACGAGAUGCCUUGGUAUGGAAUCACGCAACUGGCAGAUUUGGCGCUCAAAUUGGACUCGAUUUCCUGACCUUUAUCACGGAUUCAAACGCUCCCGACGACCUGAAAACUGUGCAGAAUGGCUUGGACCAAGUGCCGAAACGGCUGUUGAGCGCCUUUGUACGGGCCAGUCCAAGACAUUCCGUCCGCCUGAACCACCAGCUGACGUCCAUGAGAGGACGUCCUGGCAACUACAGACUGAGGUUCCAUCCAACCAGGACCGUGGCUGGUUACACCAAACCUACACUGCUACCAGACAGGUAUGUGUGUGCCAGAAAAGUGGUCUUAGCCAUACAGAAGGACUGUGUGGAAAAGGUGAACUUUGCACCUUAUCAGAGCAGUGAAUUCCGUCGACGAAUAGGCGCUGUUAUUCCCAUCCAGGCACAAAAAAGUCUUCCUUGCCUACCCUUACCCUUGGACAGACUUCAACAAUGUGAAUGAGAACAUCACCCAUGCAAGAUCAAGUCUACCAAGCAAGUUUACUUACGACUGGCGAAAGGGCACUAAUGGCUACUGGAUCCAUCUGCCUACCUAUAGUGAUGGCGAGAGUUCUGUUGCCCUCUGGCGGGAACUUCAGAGCCAAGGUAACACCAUAUAUGGAAGUUUGCCCCGGGGCGCAGAGGGUGUCCACUGAAGUAAGGAAUCGGUUGCAUUCCUAUUUGAGCCGAAUCUACAGAAUUCCAGAGUCCUACAUUCCUGAAACAGUAGGAGGGGCGAUGCAACUGUGGGACACAUACCCAUUUAGAGCUGGAUGGCACUUGUAUAAGCCAGGAUUCAGGAUGGAGGAGACUCGGGAUUAUAUGCUGAAGCCAUUCUUCAACCAUGAAGUCUUUCAUGUGGCUGGUUCUUGGUGGCCGAACAAACUACAGGGCUGGUCGGAGGCUGCAUUGCGAGCAGUUGACCUGGCUGUGAAACGUUAUCUAUGAAACUGGAUAAGUCAGUAAUUGAUGCCCUCCAAUUAUGCAUUUCAAAGGGUAACUGUCUAAACAUGAAUAAACCUUUCAGUUAUGAU